AUGGAGCCUGCAACCUUGGCUUAUCGGGAUGACACUCAUUUGAGCUACCCAGCCAGGGCAUGGUACCUGGUUCUUGAUGUGAAAAAAUACAAGGAAUUGUGGGAGCACUAAGCAGGGGCCUAACCCAGAUUAGGGCUUAGGCUUCCUGGGAGCGAUAUGAGUGUGAAUAAGGGAGGGUGUAUGGGGGUCGGGGGGUUUAGAGAAUGGCAAUGUCCUGGGCAUAGCCAGCCUCAGGUGAGGUCUUGAGGGAGGAAAGAGGGAAAGAUGUUCCAAGAACAGGAAGUUUGAGUGUCUGGACCUAGGGGUGGCUGGAUUUGUAAAGACCGGCUGGUGAGUGGGAGAGGUGGAUAGUAGGGGGUCUGGGAAGCCAUAUUUUACAGAGUUUGGUUUUAUCCCGAGGUCAGUGAGAAGCAAGGGUUUCAGGGAUGGAGGCUGGGUGGCUGGUGAGGAUGGAGAGAGAGCGAGAAGCCCGGGCUGGGACAGUGGUAGCAGAGAUGGAGGGAAGGGAUGAACACUGAGAGUUGUUUUAGACGAAGGAUAACAGGCCUGGUGACACUGGAUAAGGAGUGAGGUGAGAGAGGACCCCAGAGUUUCUGUCUUUGAAGUUGGAUUAAAGGUGAGGCUUCUGCUGAGUUACAGGCGGGCCUGGAGGAGGUGAGGUGCUUGCUCUGUCUGGAACAAGUUGGGCAUGAUGUUCCCUGUAGAACAUCCAGGGAGAGUGUAAGCUGGAUCUUUAGUUUUGAGUUCAGUAGAGGGUCAAGGCUAAAGAUACACCAAUGGACAGAGCGGAGUGGGUGGGGUGGCCCAGGGGGAGGUCCUGAAGGACGCUGACCAGAAAAGGAGCCCCCCAAAGAGCAAAGAAAAAGUAGAGUUGGAAGCCAGGGGAAUACCCACCUGCUGUGGGGAGGCUGCAGAUCAGUCAAGGAAAAGGCUCCUGGGUGGGAGGUAUUUCUAGGACAUGGCGGGUUCAGCCUGAAGCCAGGCCACAGGGGCCUGGGAGGUGAGGUGGUGGAAGAAGCGAUAGCAGACACCUGAGAGGUCUGUGAACAGGAAAGUGAGGCUCGGGAGGCAGGGCUUGCUUUUGAAGGGAGAACGUUGUGGUGAGUUGUCAGGAGCAGGCAUAGCCACUGGAAGGAGGAUGGCGCUGGGUAGCGGUGCUGGUUUCCAUAGCCUGUCCUCAAACUCGGGUGGGGUGGGGAGGACUGUCUACUCCAGGCUCCUCUCAGACUGAGUUCCAGGAAGAGGGAGCUGGCAGCAGAGCUAGGCAAGGACUGGGCCCUCAGUCUCCACAGUACCUCUCUGCCCACCUGGGCCCCAGAUUAAACCCUUUGCUCGCUGGCCUACUUCCGGAGCUCCCUAAUCUGGCCUGCAGUGGCCCAGGCUUGGUUAUUUCUACCUGGAGGCCAUGCUGGCCUGGGGCAUUAGGGAGCAGGGGACUCAGAAUUGCCUCUGAAGAGACAGACUUAAGUGCUUACCUGUGAAAUUAAUUGGUGAAAACACACACACACACACACACACACACACACACACAGGGUUGGCCUGUGUUUUUAAUAAAUUAAUUUCACAGGUGAGCACUUAAGUCUGUCUCUUCAGAGGCAAUGUGUUCCAGUGGAUGGAUGGGGGAGAGGCAAGGGAGGACAGAGGAAAGGGUCCUGGACUGAAUUCCCAAAGACCUGAGGCUGCUUUUUCCUGCCCCCGCCCCCCGAAAAGCAGAAUUGGGGAGCUUGAGCCUGUAUCCAGACCAGAACCCACCUCUCCGGGAAUUCUCAGAAAGAGCUGCCUGUUAGGAUCCCUCUCUGAGAUUAGUCCCCACUCGGAGACAGCACUCCCGGAGUCGCCUGGGUGGAGCUGAACUCCAGCUGUCCGCGCGCACAGCUGGAGGGUCACGUGGUAGCAGCCCCAGCCCCCCUUUCUGCCAACGCUGCAUCUGGCCCAGGCGGGUCCAUGGCCGCCCUUGGGGCCCUGAGCUGAGCCCCGGAGGCCCCCGCGGCCGGGGCCCUGCCGCUCCCAAGGGCCAAGCGUGUGAGUGUCCACAUCACAAGGACCGACGUGGGGGCGCGGGCGCCGGCCACGCGGACAUGAGGUGGAGGCUGCGCCUACGUGGGGACGCGUUGCUCACGCUGAUCCUGGGCACCGCCCUCAGCCUCCUGCUCUAUGCGCAGCGCGAUGGCAGAGCUCCCACCACUAGAGCGCCGCGAGCGCAAGGGAGGGCAGCGCGGGGGCCCACCCCCCGGCUCCGUGUAUUCCAGGCGCCGGACGCGGGCGCAGCCCUGCAGGUCUAUGAAGAGGAUACGCCGGAGCCGCCCACGCCCACCGGUCCCUUUGACUUUCGCGGAUACCUGCGUGCCAAGGACCAGCGACGCUUCCCCCUGCUCAUUAACCAGCCGCACAAGUGCCUAGGCGAUGGCGCACCUGGCGCAGGGCCCGACCUACUCAUCGCGGUCAAAUCAGUGGCGGCCGACUUUGAGCGGCGCCAAGCUGUGCGCCAGACGUGGGGGGCUGAGGGUCGCGUGCAAGGGGCGCUCGUGCGCCGCGUGUUCUUGUUGGGCGUGCCCAAGGGCGCAGGCUCAGACCCAACGGAGGCGGAGGGGACAGGCUCGCAAGCGCGCUGGCGCGCCCUACUGCGUGCUGAGAGCCGCACCUACACAGACAUCCUGCUUUGGGCCUUCGACGACACCUUCUUCAACCUAACGCUCAAGGAGAUCCACUUUCUGGCCUGGGCCUCAGCCUACUGCCCCAACGUACGCUUCGUUUUUAAGGGCGACGCGGACGUGUUCAUGCACGUGGGAAACCUGCUGGAGUUCCUGGCGGCGCGGGACCCGGCGCAGGACCUGCUUGUGGGUGACGUGAUCGUACAGGCACGGCCAAUCCGGGCGCGAGCCAGCAAGUACUACAUUCCCGAGGCUGUGUAUGGCCUGCCGGCCUACCCGGCCUACGCUGGCGGAGGCGGCUUCGUGCUUUCGGGGGCCACGCUCCGCCGCCUGGCCGGUGCCUGCGCCCAGGUUGAGCUCUUCCCUAUAGACGAUGUCUUUCUGGGGAUGUGUCUGCAGCGCCUUCGGCUCACACCUGAGCCUCAUCCUGCUUUCCGCACCUUUGGCAUACCCCAACCUUCAGCUGCGCCGCACCUGCGCACCUUUGACCCCUGCUUUUACCGUGAGCUAGUUGUAGUGCAUGGACUAUCGGCCGCUGACAUCUGGCUAAUGUGGCACCUACUGCAUGGUUCGCCUGGGCCAGCCUGUGCACAUCCACGGCCUGUAGCUGCUGGCCCCUUCCAGUGGGGGCCGUAGUAACAUGUCACAGCCCAAAGCUCCCCUCAUUCAGAUCCAGGAUGUAGAAUGGACGAGUUUCCCAGGUGGAUUAUUGCAGGGUAUGUGAUUCUUCCCCAAAAAGGGGCAUAAGAGUUCAGGAACCAGCUGGUGUCAGAUGUCUGCUUCCUCAGGGUUCCAGGGAAUGAAGAUUGCGCUUGGUUCCUGUCCCCCUACUUGGGAGCUGAUCUGGAACCAUCUAAUGACAAACCUUUGAGGGGUAGGGGGGAUGGGGUGUGUGGGAGUGUGUCGGGAGAAGUGGUAGGGACUCAUGGACUCUGACCACACAACUUGGUUUGAAACCCCGAGGAUGCACACAUACAGGCCUUUCUCACAGCUACAUCCCACAAGGAGGUGUGGGGAUCUGGCUUCAGCCUUCAUGGAACUGGCAGACAUUCCAUUAAAACUCAAUCCGAAAGUAGGCAUUUUGUUUCCCAUCUGUCUCUCCAAAUUGUAUUUUCAGCCUUGUCGAAGCCUUUAGAUCUCCUUUUGAGGAGACACCCCCUUCCUGGGCCCUGGUUUGGUUGCAACAGCAGGGAUCGAGACACACAGGGCAACUAAGUCUUUCCCCACCUCCAACUAACCCAUACCCACACAACUAGGGCAAUCUAUUGCCCCUUCAGAGGAGCCAAGGAACCUCUUCUAAGAUGACUCCACUAUACAUUUCCCACAUUCUAAAAAAAGAAGUCAAUGACCCCGCACUUAUUUUAGUACAAACAUCCCAGCAACAGCACGUGGUGAGCCAUUGCUAAGGGCAUAGGUCUUUAUUGGAGAGAGGUGUGGGCAGGACAUGAGGAAGGUUCCCCCAUUCCAGGAGGAUGAGAUCAGUCCUGGCUGACCCAACAUGGGGAUGUGUGGAGUGGGGGUUGGGUGGUGUCUCUGGCCAGGCCACAGUCCAAAUGGGAAGACACCAGUCAGUCACAAAGUCACAAGAGCGCCACACAAGCCUGGAUGUAGGCCCAGGAAUCAUAUAGGAACCUGGGGCAGGUCCCCUGCACAUUCAUCGUUAAACUAUACAGGAUGAGGCUGUACAUGAGUUAAUUACAAAAGUCAUAUUUACAAAAAUCUGUACACACAUUUGAAAAACUCACAAAAUUGUCAUCUAUGUAUCACAAGUUGCUAGACCAAAAUAUUAAAAAUGGGAUAAAAUUA
Messenger RNA from Myotis myotis, 4457 nucleotides. RefSeq names its product UDP-GlcNAc:betaGal beta-1,3-N-acetylglucosaminyltransferase 9 (gene B3GNT9). Gene Ontology annotation, cellular component: membrane. Lineage: Eukaryota; Metazoa; Chordata; Mammalia; Chiroptera; Vespertilionidae. The transcript is spliced from 2 exons. Bases 2079 to 3287 code for a protein of 402 amino acids. The record is from RefSeq and is a predicted model, not a curated record. Gene Ontology annotation, molecular function: hexosyltransferase activity.